CCGGACCGGCCGCGUUCGUCCCGCGGGUUCGGGCGGGUUUUUUUUCACGCGGGUUUGUAGCUCAGAAGCUUCCAGAACCCGCGGGGCCACCUGUGCCCCUUGCCCGCGCCUCAGGUCCACCGGGUCAGUGCGUCUAAAGCUCAGGUCCACCGGAGUUGUUCAGGAUGUUGACGUUACAUAAAAUCAGGAAAGACGACGGCGGGAAACACAACACAGAGUCGAGCCACAGAGUCUCUGUGAGAGACCGACUCCUCACCAAAGAAGUGGCAGAUCUGGAAGCAAACCUGCCCAGCACGUGUAAGGCCAGUUUCCCCGACGAAGACAAACUUCAUCACUUUGAACUGGCCGUGUCCCCAGAUGAGGGAUAUUACCAAAGCGGAACGUUUCACUUCCAGAUCGACGUCCCUGAAGCCUACAACAUGGUGCCUCCUAAAGUUCGUUGUGUGACCAGAAUCUGGCAUCCGAACAUCACAGAGAACGGAGAGAUCUGCCUCAGCCUUCUGAGAGAACACUCCAUCGAUGGGACAGGAUGGGCCCCCACCAGGACAUUAAAGGACGUGGUCUGGGGCUUAAACUCUUUAUUUACGGAUUUACUGAAUUUUGACGAUCCCCUGAACAUCGACGCAGCAGAACAUCACCUGAGAGACAAGGAGGAUUUCCGUAACAAGGUUCAAGAUUACAUCAGGAACUACGCCAGAUGAUGUCACCCGCAGAUGACAUCACCCCCCGCCCCCCAGCGAUGACAUCACCACACAAACCCCGCCCCACAAUAAUGACGUCGUCUCUGUCCCUCGGCGAUGACGUCGUCUCUGUCCCUCGGCGAUGACGUCGUCUCUGUCGGCGCCGUAGAAACAGAGCUGUAGAUUUCACGUUGACGAUCUCCGUUUAUUGGAACAAACGUGUCAACAAAACCACCGUCUGGGUCCAGGACAACACUGCUCUAAAGUCCAAGAUUAGACCUGGUUUAGACCCGGUUCAGUCCUGGUUCAGUCCAAAAUAAACAAAAUAAACUCUUCCCUCUGAAAUGUU
Messenger RNA from Boleophthalmus pectinirostris (great blue-spotted mudskipper), 1029 nucleotides. It is a transcript of the gene ube2f, whose product is annotated as ubiquitin-conjugating enzyme E2F (putative). NCBI's taxonomy places the organism in Eukaryota, Metazoa, Chordata, Actinopteri, Gobiiformes, Gobiidae. The transcript is spliced from 10 exons. The record is from RefSeq and is a predicted model, not a curated record. The coding region runs from base 165 to 701 and encodes 178 amino acids.